AUGAAGUCUGCCAGAGCUGUGGUAGCUGCGAACCACUCUGCCGCAAUGGCGCGCGGCCAGGCAAACGGGUCACUGGCCCAGGAUUAUCAACGUUCCCCUUCCCGCACUAUUACAGGUUUAAGACGGUGGUCAGUAGUCAAUCGAGAUCUGCCACCCGUGGCCCAAGUGAAAGCGAUCCAUGUCUACGACUUCGAUAACACAUUAUUCCAGAGUCCUCUCCCGAAUCCGCAGUUAUGGAACGGGCCGACCAUCGGUUUUCUUCAAGCCUACGAGAGCUUCGCAAACGGGGGAUGGUGGCAUGACCCGAAUCUACUUGCCGCCACUGGGGAAGGUCUUGAAAAAGAAGAACCACGGGGCUGGGAGGGAUGGUGGAAUGAGCAAAUCGUACAAUUGGUCAAGCUCAGCAUGCAGCAGAAAGACGCGCUGACAGUGCUACUUACUGGCCGAGGCGAGAGUGGGUUUGCAAGCCUUAUCAGGCGUGUAGUGGACAGUAGGAAACUGGAGUUUGACCUCAUUUGCCUCAAGCCUGAAGUUGGACCAAACAGCGAGCGGUUCUCAACUACUAUGGAGUUCAAGCAAUCUUUCCUUGAAGACCUCAUUCUCACAUAUAACCAGGCCGACGAAAUACGUGUUUACGAGGACCGUGUGAAACAUGUUAAACAUUUCCGAGAGUUCUUUGAGCAGCUGAACCGGAGGUUUCAGACCGCGCAAAACCCCUCUCCCAGAAAAGCAGUUAAUGCGGAAGUGAUACAGGUAGUGGAAGGGGCUGCGUUUCUGUCGCCAGUGAUUGAAACAGCCGAAGUACAACGUAUGAUCAAUUCCCAUAACGAUGCUGUCCGCAACCGGUCAGCCAAUGGGACCAAGUCGCCGUACGGCCGACUGUGCAUUAAGCGCACCAUCUUCUAUACCGGGUACCUCAUAUCCAAUGCGGACUCCAGUCGUUUGAUCAGUCAAACACUGAACCCAAUGCUGCCCUCGGGGCUUGCUGAUUCUAAUGACCUUAAGUACAUGGCUAACAGUAUACUAAUCACGCCUCGCCCUGCGCCUCGGUCAAUUCUACACAAGGUUGGCGGUCUUGGCAAGAAGCUCAAGUGGAAGGUUACCGGCACCGCAGUCUUUGAACAUAGAGUCUGGGCUGCUCGGUUAACUCCUGUCCCAGCAACAGAGAAGUAUUACACAGAAAACCCACAACCCGUGGUAGUCUUAGCGGUGCGCAAAGGUGCCCGUCCUAUUGAUGCUGGCAAAAUACAAAACUGGCACCCCGUGCCUGCUGAUAAAGCUUUCACUUUUGAAACAGUCGUUGGUGAGAAAAUGGUUUUGCGUGUUGAAGAACAAAAUCCCCAUGAGGGAGAGUGGGAGAGUCAAUUCUUGAAUAAGAAUCAUAAGAGACGUCACCAGCAAGAUCGUGAUGAAGACACUUCAUACCAAAAUGCAGGCGGAACGGGCCAGGAAGGCCCAUCAUCAGGAAGGCCAGCACCCUAUAACCCACGCCAUGGUGGCCGCCAUCAUCACGAGGACGGUCAUCGCCGUGGUGGAUCAUACCGUGGACGUGGACGUGGGUCCGGUUCCAGAGGUAGAGGGCACCCAAACCGAGGGGGGCAACGUGGGAGGGGCCGUGGGCGCGAUGCUGGGCCUCCUCAGGGCUACAGAUCGUUAGACGAUUAUACUGGAUAUGAUGGACCGUAUGAAGAAAAGCCUGGGCCUGGGAAUGGUGGCCCUGUGAUGAACUAUUAG
Messenger RNA from Aspergillus pseudotamarii, 1734 nucleotides. Its product is annotated as rRNA 2'-O-methyltransferase fibrillarin-like protein. The transcript is spliced from 5 exons. The coding region runs from base 1 to 1734 and encodes 577 amino acids. The record is from RefSeq and is a predicted model, not a curated record. Gene Ontology annotation, biological process: rRNA methylation; box C/D sno(s)RNA 3'-end processing. Lineage: Eukaryota; Fungi; Ascomycota; Eurotiomycetes; Eurotiales; Aspergillaceae. Gene Ontology annotation, cellular component: small-subunit processome; box C/D methylation guide snoRNP complex. Gene Ontology annotation, molecular function: histone H2AQ104 methyltransferase activity; RNA binding; rRNA methyltransferase activity.